UUGGUGUUAAUAAAGGAAUGAACCAAAAAAUUAUCUUGAUAAAAGGCGAGAUUAAUUUAUAAAAAUUCGAAAAAUAAGUAAAACACAAGGUAGGAUUGUCUUUGAACGUCGAAGUAAGAGUUGUAAAAAAUUUCAAAAAAAUUUUCCUGUAUAACUGGAAUAGUCCUGGUUGAACAAAUGUCGGGUAGGAUUUCAUUAUUUCUUUCGGAUUGGGGAUGUAAUCCUGUCAAUCACUGCUAUUUAAAGUUGUUUGGCCUUCCCAGUGACAGAUCCCGACCAGUUGUUUGGAUAGAUGCCGGUAUUCAUGCUCGGGAAUGGACUUCAAUACACACGGCUUUGUAUUUUAUUUACUAUAUUGCAAAUCAAAUAAAGCAAGGAACGGAUACUCGACUACUUAAAUGUUUGGAAAAAGUUGAUAUUUUAAUUUUUCCUUGUUUAAAUCCUGAUGGUUAUGAAUUUACUAGAUCAGACCCGAGAAAUCCUGCUAUCCGAAUGUGGAGGAAAAACCGUUCCAAAGAGCGUUGUGUUACUGACAGUCACAAUACUGAACGUUGCUGCAUGGUGUUGAUAUUAAUACAAAAUUUAAAAAUUAAAUACUAUUCACAGGGUGUCGAUCUAAACAGAAAUUUUGCUUUUAAAUUUGCUGAGGGCGGCACAAGCUUCUUCCCCUGCUCAGAAAUCUAUCACGGACCAAAUGCUUUUUCUGAACCGGAGAGCCGCGCAGUUCGUGAUGCUAUAAUGGAGGGGGAUUUAAAGGGAAGAAUUCCUGGGCUGAUUUCAAUGCAUGCCUAUUCACAAGUUCAACAAUUUUUCUUUAUCGAUUAAUCAAUUUUUAUCAAUUUUUUAUCAGCUCUGGAUUUAUCCGUACUCACACAGGAGACACUCGUAUCCACCUGAUGUUGAGGAUUUGGUAUGUUUAAUGGGAAACUCUCGAUAUUAGACUCAUAGAAACUGAGAAGUCGCUUAUAACGGGAGUCAAUAAUAGUCGCUAAUAACGAGCAUUGACUAUAUUGAAUAUAGGAGCGGUCUAUCGUUGGAACAUUCUUC
Meloidogyne enterolobii is the source of this 1047-nucleotide messenger RNA. Lineage: Eukaryota; Metazoa; Nematoda; Chromadorea; Rhabditida; Meloidogynidae. The record is from the annotation of a GenBank genome assembly.